AUGAUCCGCGCGUUCUCGUUCCCCGUGAGCCCGGAGCGGGGCCGGCUCCGGAGCUGGCUGGAGGGCAGCCUGGCUGGCCUGUGCGAGCUGCACUUGCUCCGCGAGCGCCAGGAGCUGCGCGUGCAGCGAGCCCUCCGCCUGGGGCCCGGAGCCGGCCAGCCCCCGGAGCCGGGGCCCGGAGGGGCCGGCGAGGACGAGGAGGACGAGGGCGACGAGGAGACGGCCCGCCGAGCGGCGGCCGCCCUGGAGGAGCAGCUGGAGGCCCUACCGGGCCUGAUGUGGCAGCUGGGCCAGCAGCUGGGGGAGCUGAGCCUGGAUCCUGACGGCGGCGACAUGGACACCGGCAGCUGGCCCAGCUCAGGUUUCUAUGAGGGUCCCGGCUCAGCCGCGGCCCCGGACUCCCCGCCGCCGGCCUUCGGGGGCGACAGCGGCUUCUCGGGCUCCGGGUCCUACGGUCGCCUGGGUCCCGCCGAACCGCGCGGGGCCUAUGCCUGCGAGAGGCCCAAGUCAGUAGGAGACUCGGGUCCCAGCCCCAGGGAGAGCGCCGUCCGCGGCAUGGUGCCCCGGUCCCUGUCGGCUCCCUAUCCCAGCGGGCCGGAUGGCGGCGGCGGCGAUCGCCGACCCCCGUUCCUGUGCCCCAGCCCCCUCCACGCCGUGGCCCUGCAGAGCCCCCUGCCCUGCGGCCGCGCCUACGCCGACUCGCCCUUCUCGGCCGGGCCGGCGCUGGGCUUCCCCCUCGAGGGCCCGGCCCCGCCGGCGGAUUUCGGCCCGGACGGCCUGGCCCCGGACCCGGCGCGCGGCCGCCGCGUGGAGAACUACAUCACCGGGCUGCUGCGCCGGCGGGGCCGGGCGGGGAAGCCCCGCACCCACCUGGGGCCCCAGGAGUCCCCGGCGCCCCCGCCCGCGCCCCGCCGCCAGAACAGCCUGCGGCAGCGGCCGGCGGAGCCGUCGCCGCCCGGCGGCCCGGCGCGCCCCCCGCCCCCGCCGCCCCCGGAGCGGCGCAGCGGCUCCUCGUCCCCGUGCGGCUACGAGGCCGGGCCCGGGGUGGCCCUGGCCGCCCGCGGCUGGGCGUCCUGGGACUCGGAGCGCCGCAGCCCGCCGCCCCCGCUCCACUCCAGCCUCCCCAAGCCCCCGCGGCUGCAGGCCGCCCCGCGCCCGGCCCUCUCCAUGGACCUGUACCCGGGGCCCGGAGGGGCGGGACUCGACGCCUACGAGGCCGGGCUGGCCCGCUUGGACGCCGCCGGGCUCCCGUCGGGGCUGGCGUCGGGGCUCCCGUCGGGGCUGGCGUCGGGGCUCCCCCCCGGCUCGCCGCCGCCCAGCCCGGGCGAGGAGCAGCUGGUGAAGGCGCAGUACAUCCCGGCGCAGGCGGGCGCCCGCGGCCCCACCGCCCUGCACCACCGCGCCGCCCGCCGCAAGGGGGCGCCGCCGCUGGCCAAGGGCCGCAGCUUCGAAUUGUCUCCGCCGCGGGAGCGCCCCCGUCCGGCCGGAGCGGGCAGCGGCGGCGGCCCCAAGAAAUGCCGCUUCACCGAGGGCGCGGGCGGGGGCCGGCGGGGCUCCCCGCGCGGGAAGAAGGCCGCCCGCUCCCAGUCAGAGAACAGCCUGCUCAACCGGCCGGGGGCCGCUCCCGGAGCCCCCAAGUACCACACGGUGGAGCGCGAGGAGCCGCGGCCGCCCCGGCCCCGCAGGGCCCCGCACGGGCCCGCCCCGGGCCCCGCCGGCUACCGCAAGUGGCGCUCCACCGCCGAGAUCAGCCGCGACGAGGGACCCGGGGGGCCGGGGGCCUGCGGGGCUCCCCCGGCCGACGGCCGCCGCGGGAAGCGGGCCGCGCGCGUGCCCGGGGCGUCCCCGCCGCCCCCGCCGCCCCCGCGGCCUCUGCUCUACGGCUACGGCGGCAGCGACUCCGAGUGCUCGGCCGGCCGGGCCGGGGCGCCGGGACGCCGGGGACCCGCGGCCUACGGCGGGCUGGGCUACGGCGACAGCGAGUCCAGUCUGAGCGAGGGCGAGUCUCCGGCCUUCAGCUCCGGCUCCAGCGACACGGACGGCAGCGGCGGCGGGCUCGUGUGGCCGCAGCAGCUGGCGCCGCAGCUGGUGGCCGCCGCGGGCCCCGGGGGGGCGGGCCCCGGGGGGACGGCGGGCCAGCCCAAAGUCUUUGUCAAGAUCAAGGCGUCGCACGCCCUUAAGAAGAAGAUCCUGCGCUUUCGCUCGGGGUCGCUCAAGGUCAUGACCACCGUCUGAGCCUCCCGGGACCCCCUCCGGGAGCCGUCCCCCCCACGGACCCUCCUCCUCCCAACUUCCACAGCCCCCCCGGGCCCGACCCCUCCCUCCCCCUCGCCAGGA
Tachyglossus aculeatus (Australian echidna) is the source of this 2337-nucleotide messenger RNA. It is a transcript of the gene DACT3, whose product is annotated as dishevelled binding antagonist of beta catenin 3. Gene Ontology annotation, biological process: negative regulation of canonical Wnt signaling pathway. Lineage: Eukaryota; Metazoa; Chordata; Mammalia; Monotremata; Tachyglossidae. Gene Ontology annotation, cellular component: cytoplasm. The record is from RefSeq and is a predicted model, not a curated record.